UCCUCUCCGCUCCUUUCCAGAAUUCUGCUCACCUUCCGACUUCCAACCCACUCCACACCUCAGAGUCGCCUCUUAUCCUCAACAGCGGUGAGCAGAAAUGUACCCGCAGGAGCCGAGCCCCGGGGCGGAGCUGGCCGUUCUCGAGUUUGUCCGCCAACACCUCCUCGAUGACCCCGCCCCCUCGGCCGGGGUCCCGUCCUCCGCGGUGACUCCACCUUCCGUUUACUGCCGGAGUUGCAGCUUUGGCAGCCUCGUCGCCGCCCAGUGGGGUGACCUCCCCUUCCGCCUCGACGACUCCGACGACAUGGUCGUCUAUGGCGCCCUCCGGGACGCCUACUCCCACGGCUGGAACCCCUCCCCCGAAGCCGGUCCCGUCACCGCCUCCGCCGUUGUCGUCAAAUCGGAGCCCGUUACCGAGCUGCCUCCACCGACGCCGGCGCUAGCGAUUCAGGUGCCUCCGGCACAGCCCGCGCCAGAGGCACCGGCAGCGCCGGCGGCGCCGGCGAAGGGGAAGCACUACAGAGGGGUGCGGCAGCGGCCGUGGGGGAAGUUCGCGGCGGAGAUCCGAGAUCCGGCGAAGAACGGGGCGAGGGUUUGGCUGGGGACGUUCGAAACGGCGGAGGAGGCCGCCAUCGCCUACGACAAAGCUGCCUAUCGGAUGCGCGGCUCCCGCGCGCUCCUCAACUUCCCGCUCCGGAUCAGCUCGGAGGCGGCCGCGGCACCGGCGGUGGUGUCUCCGUCGAAGCGGGCCUCGCCGGAGCCCUCUUCCACCUCCUCCGCCUCUUCCUCUCCCCGCUCCCCCUCGUCGUCGUCGUCUUCCUCGUCGGCGAAGGCGUCGCCGAAGAGGAGGAAGAAAGGGGAGGCCGCGGCGGCGGCGAUGGCGAUGGCGAUGGCGAUGCCUCCGGUAGCGGCGGCCCCCAUGCCUCUCUCUUCUUCUCCGGUUCCGGUUCAAGCGCAGGCCGGUCUGGGUUUCGGGAACCGGACGGAGAGUUUCUCGGUUGGGCCUGUCGUCCAAUUUACACGUGUCGGUCAGCUUUUGGUUAGUUAAUUGGUGGUGGUGGUAGAAAAGGCGAAGAAGCGUGGAUGUGUGUAAUUAGCGGCCAGAACAAUAGCUUUCGGAUGUCAUAAAAGGUUGGGCAAAUACUGGAAAGCUUUGGGGGCAAAAAUGAUAAGACGGUGAAGGCAGUGGAAAAGGGGGAAAGAGACUAACGGAAGGCCUGCUUUGCUGCAACUCUUCUACUUUGGGCAUGACAGAAAAUAUCUAUUUCUAAGAUUUGGUGAAUUGACUUUGGGGGUCUUAUGUGAUUUGUGAAAACCUUAAAACUCUUUUGUGUAAACUAUAAUAAGAGUUCUAGGUGAUCCACUUUAUUCUUUAAUAAAGGCUCCAUUUCUAGAAGGUAUUUUUGAAAAGGUUACUUGGAGGAUCUUUGUGUAGAUAGACUUGGGUUGCAAGGAUGGAAUGAAUGAGGUCACCAUACUCAACCAAAAAAAAUAAGGUCCCUAUUACAGCUUUGAGCAUUCUAUCUAUUUGAUUCUCAAACUCAAUAUAAUGUUAGCAUUUGAA
Molecule: messenger RNA, 1564 nt
Organism: Elaeis guineensis (African oil palm)
Lineage: Eukaryota; Viridiplantae; Streptophyta; Magnoliopsida; Arecales; Arecaceae
Product: ethylene-responsive transcription factor 1
Biological process (GO): regulation of DNA-templated transcription; ethylene-activated signaling pathway
Molecular function (GO): DNA-binding transcription factor activity; DNA binding
Source: RefSeq, a predicted model, not a curated record